ACACUCUCUCUCUCUCUCUCUCUCUCUCUCUCCUCUCUCUCUCUCUCUCUCUCUCUCUCUCUCUCUCUCUCUCUCUCUCUCUCUCUCUCUCUCUCUAUUAUCGGUAAUGCUGAGAAAUCAUAGAUACGGAUUUUCGGAUUUGAUGGACUGCACACUUUUAUGACGUGACCAGAAUUAUUCGUGCACUAAGUACGCAGAAUCGUAUGUGCCAGUGUAGUAAUGCGCAAUAAUAAAUAUAAAUUCUACCUUUAACUUUUGUUUUGAGACCGCAAAAGCGUUUUGGUUAAACACUGAACAUGCAUAAUUUGCGAAACAUCCAUUGUUGUUUUACAAAGGACAUACUCUAGAUAACAUAUACCAUAUGAGAUGUGUUUCGUCCAAAUUAAAAGUAAGAACACGUUCGUGCAUUUGGUAUUCACGGAAAAGAUGUUGAAGGAUGCUCUUUGUUUGUUGUAUAAUGAACGAAGAGCAAUAUAUUUAGUUAAUUAUCUUUUGGCAAUAUUUACACUGUUUUUUUUUAUCAUACCAUAUGUACCUACAAUCAUGUAGGUUUGGAAUACAAUUUUAUAUGUAACUGUGAGGUCAUUCUCACCAGUUCAUUCCUGUGGUAAGCGAAGGUUAGCCCAACGUCAUGAGCAACAUGUUUAAUCCUGCUGUCGUACGUAACCAGCCGUCAUCAUGAGAGAAUUAGCAGGCUAGCAUGAAAUCUAGCACGUAGCAUAUUGUACAUAGUCUACUAAUUAAUAUGUUUUAUUGUUUACAAUGUCAAUAUAUAUGUUUACCGAUAAAAUGGAAUAAAGACAUAAGGUAAAAAAAAAAAGAAUAAUUGCCUUCCGUGUAUGAUAAUUCACGAGUUGCUGUGAAAUAACCAAAAAUAUUGUUUUAUAAAAGAAUACAUAUACUUAACAACAUUCUAGAUUUAUUCAAUAAAAAUCUGAAGACAAAAUCAAGCAUUUAUUGUCAAUAGUUUUACCAUUUCCGCAACUGUUCCUCAAUUCUCGUACAUCGCCAUCCGCGGCCCCGAACAUUUCACAACGUCAAAAAAAAAGAAAAGAAAAAAAGUGGCAAUGAAAUAGAAUAUACAUACUUGAAGACCGCUUUGCAUGAAAUAAACAAUCUUCUAUAUUAAUAUUCAAUCUGAAAAUACAAUAUACUAUUACAAACCACACGAAAACUUGCGAAUAUGUGCUUGAAUGAAAACGCGAUGUUGGCAAGCCUGGUGGCGUACACUACACACGUUGAAGCAAGAAGAGCGUUGUCGCCGCCUUCAGCACUUGUUCCAACCCGUAGCGAGACUCAUACGAUCACCAGUUCCACCGUGUGCCCUUGCAGAGAUUGGCACACGAUGUGGCUACCACUACCGAGGUAUAAUUGAAGAGUAGAAGAGGUAAGCGACCGUCAGUUGAGAGAAACAACAGAAGGAGGAGGAGGAUAUACAGUGUGAAUCUCCCGAGUGUGGAAAAUAGUUUCCUUAUUAAGUGUGUCUGGAGGAUGUGCCUGUGAUGGGGAUACAGUGCCUUGAGAGUAUUAGGGAAUAUCGUAAGUAUGGUAGGAAGAUUUAGAAGAUUUUGAUGGUGUUGAUCAGGGAGUGACAGAAAUGGUGUUUCAGGGUGGAAUCCAGGUGAGGGUGUGAAAAUGCCACCCGACCUGUCAGAGGCAGAGCGGCCACUGGCUGUGUUCCCCCCCGAGAGCAGCCGGGAGACAACCUGUGAUAACCCCCCACCUAGACUUGCGGCUGAAUGCAUCACCAGCAGCAUUGGUACGGGUGUGCCAAGGGAAGAGCAUCACCCCUUACCCAGACCUGCGGCUGAAAGUGCGGACAGCAACACUGGCAAAGGCGGUGGGGGGCAGGUUCAUCAGCCCCAAGGUUGUGGUGGUGGGUCUAAAGUGGGAGAAGGUGCGAGUGGGUUCACUAACCAGGGUGGGGAGACUCAGGUCACCUCAUCCAAUGUGCCAUUGUACCGCCUCUCUCCUGCUCUCAGAGCCACCUUCACCUCAGUGGGAGCCACCGAUAAACCCUACCCAUUCAGAGAGGGGUGUAUGUACCUGCCUGCGUUCUCACCAUUGUGAUCGAGGAUAUGGUUGUCUGGUAUCCACUGAGAUGCACAGCUGACAUAAGAUAAAACCUGAAGCACAGCACCCCAAAUUGCUUUCCUCAGCUUGCAGGAGCCUAGGCAUUAGCAAGUAAGCUGUUGCUUUAGCUCAUUUAUCAUGAAAGCCUUAUAUGA
Penaeus vannamei (Pacific white shrimp) is the source of this 2228-nucleotide messenger RNA. NCBI's taxonomy places the organism in Eukaryota, Metazoa, Arthropoda, Malacostraca, Decapoda, Penaeidae. The record is from RefSeq and is a predicted model, not a curated record.